Messenger RNA from Ipomoea nil (Japanese morning glory), 627 nucleotides. RefSeq names its product eIF-2-alpha kinase activator GCN1-like. NCBI's taxonomy places the organism in Eukaryota, Viridiplantae, Streptophyta, Magnoliopsida, Solanales, Convolvulaceae. The transcript has 5 exons. The coding region runs from base 292 to 627 and encodes 111 amino acids. The record is from RefSeq and is a predicted model, not a curated record.
UGCUUUGUUGUCCGACUGAUUGCACUCUGGAGUGGUAUCUUCUUCUUUCUCUUAUUCUCACCAUUGGUUGAAUUCUUCAAAUCUACUAAAGCCUUUAAUGUAAUGGAACUUGAUUUCAGGGUAGUAUUUGCAUUGGUUUAAGUGAAGUGAUGGCAAGUGCUGGGAAGAGCCAGUUGCUGAGUUUCAUGGACAAGCUUAUCCCUACCAUUCGGACAGCACUUUGUGAUAGCAUAACCUGAGGUUCGUGAAUCAGCAGGGUUGGCAUUCAGCUCUCUCUACAAGACUGCUGGAAUGCAAGCAAUUGAUGAGAUUGUUCCGACACUUCUGCACGCUCUUGAUGACGAUCAAAUCUCUGAUACUGCUCUGGAUGGUUUGAAACAGAUUUUAAGGUUGAAAACCGUUUGCAGUGUAUUUUCUUUGGGAGCUUUAGCAGAGGUUGCUGGACCUGCUUUACCCACUGCAAUGGGCUAUACUGAUAUGGAGGUUCAAAGUCUCGCCAAGAAAGCAGCAGAAACUGUUGUCACUGUAAUUGAUGAGGAAGGUAUCGAGUUUUUGCUGUCGGAGGUUCUUAAAGGAGUUGGAGAUAUUCAGGAUUUAAUCAGACAAAGUUCUGCAUACUUAGAGUGA